AUGUGUCCCGGGCCGCCGCUCGUACGCCCGCGCCGCCGCGGCCCGCCGAAGUCCGGGGCCGGCCCCGGCGGCGCACGCCGCCCCGUCGCCGCGCCCGAGGCUCCCCGCCGCCCGCGCGCCUCCUCCAUCCGCCGCCGGUCGCCCGCUCCUCGCCGCCGCCGCCGGCCAUCAUCGCCGCCCCGCGCCGCACCGCCGGGCUCCGCCGCCGGCGCGCCCGACGCCGCCUCUCUCCGGCCGCCGUCCCCCCUCGCCGUCCUCCUCCCGCAGCUCCGGCGAGCUCGUCCCCGAGCCCCGAGGCCGAUCCAGAUCCAGUCAACGAUGGGAGGUUGA
This is a messenger RNA of Aegilops tauschii subsp. strangulata, 330 nucleotides long. The record is from RefSeq and is a predicted model, not a curated record. NCBI's taxonomy places the organism in Eukaryota, Viridiplantae, Streptophyta, Magnoliopsida, Poales, Poaceae.